CCCAAACCGCCUUGGGCUCAGAGGUGCAGGGACCCGCGAUCAUUCAGUCACAGCCUCAGCAUCUCUCCCGCGACAAUAAAUAUAUGAUGCAAAAGUGUGUCAGAACCAUGACCGACAGGUACCAGAGGGCGGCCCGGGACGGACACCUGGGUUUGCUGAAGGAGGCGACGCGCAGGGACCUAAACGGGCCGGACGAAGACGGCAUGACACCGGCGCUCUGGGCCGCCUAUCACGGCAAUCUCGCGGCGCUGCGUCUCAUCGCUGGGAAAGGGGGUGACCUGGACAAGUGUGACAUCUGGGGCAGCACCCCGCUCCACCUGGCAGCGGCCAACGGCCACCUGAACUGCGUCUCUUUCCUGGUGUCGUUCGGCACUAAUGUCUGGUGCCUGGACAACGAUUCCCACACUGCUCUGGAGGUGGCGGCCUCGCGGGGCCACAUCAACUGCGUGCGUUACCUGGACUCAGUGGUAGCCAGGCAGGAGGGGCUGAACCCCAAGCUGGUGGGCAAGCUGAAGGAGCGGGCGCAGAGCGCCAUGCAGCGCCGGACCCGCGCCGGGCAGAACGCAUGGCGUGAGCACCAGGACCUCUUGGAGCGUUAUGACUAUUGGGGUGGGCAAGAUGCCAUGAGCUUCUAUAGUUACACCAGCAGCAAGACCUUUGGCAUCAGCACCUCCAGAAUCUCCCUUUCCCAGCAAGCUGACUCUCCUCUGUUCCUGCAGGCCACCUUGCAGUCUGUCGCCAAGGGCAAGGCCAAGAUCCAGAAGAUGCUGCAAAGGAGGAAGCAGGUGGCGGGGGCCUUCGCUGUGGCCGAGGACGCCCCCCCCCCUGCCGGGCUCACCAGGGCAUAUGAUGUCAUGUUCCCUUCUCACACGUGCCCCAGGGACCCCCUGUUUCGCCCCAGAGCCUGUGACAUGUUCCCCUUUGGUGACAGCGAUGCCAUAUCCCGCGCCGUGAGUGACCCGGGCCUGUGUGUGGCCGAGCUGGUCGGCUCGCAGGCCAGGAUGGACUUGGGCUACGAAUCGCUUUUCAGUCGGCCCGGAAUGGGGACCGUGAUGUUCAGACGCACCUACUGCCCUGGUGCAGGGACCGGAGCCACUGUGCCGGGCCGCAGGAUGGUGGGGACCGGGCCGGCGCUGUGGCGCUCUCCUAGCCUGGACAGCUGCCUGCUGGAGUGGGACCAGAGGGAGGCACCGUGGGGGUCACGGCUGAGCCUAGGGGCGGAUGCCGGUGGCGAUGAUGCCUCUCCUCUGGAGGCCUUCCUGGCUGCGUGGGGAGCCAGUGAAUUCCUGCCCGUGUUCCAGCAGGAGAAGAUCACCCUGGAUGUCCUGCUGAUUUGCUCCGACCACGACCUCGAGGGAGUCCGCAUCCCACUGGGACCCCGUCGGAAAAUCAUGGAAGGUUGCCGACGGAGACGAGAGGCACUGCAGGACCCUGGCGACCUCCAGGACACAAAGCUGUGA
Molecule: messenger RNA, 1460 nt
Organism: Paramormyrops kingsleyae
Lineage: Eukaryota; Metazoa; Chordata; Actinopteri; Osteoglossiformes; Mormyridae
Source: RefSeq, a predicted model, not a curated record